Messenger RNA from Hypoxylon trugodes, 2698 nucleotides. RefSeq lists its product as uncharacterized. The record is from RefSeq and is a predicted model, not a curated record. The transcript is spliced from 6 exons. Gene Ontology annotation, molecular function: SUMO activating enzyme activity. Gene Ontology annotation, biological process: protein sumoylation. Gene Ontology annotation, cellular component: SUMO activating enzyme complex; cytoplasm. NCBI's taxonomy places the organism in Eukaryota, Fungi, Ascomycota, Sordariomycetes, Xylariales, Hypoxylaceae. The coding region runs from base 461 to 2335 and encodes 624 amino acids.
CGCACCUAUCGCCCAGCUAACCUGUAAGCGUUAUGCAUUCCCUGUCUAGCGUGGUCUAGCACCCCGAUUGCCCGAGGUUGCGAGGUCAUACCAGCAAAGGCAGGAGCGUCACACACUGCUUCGUUCCGGUUCCAAUUGAGCCACUACCGCGCGAGCAUUCCUAAGGCUGGCAGCACCUUCUUUUUAACUCUAAUAUUGUAAUCCCAUCGUUCACGUCGAUUUUAAACUCCGGCCGCGCUUUUUUAUUUUUCUUCUUUCUUUUUGCUGUUGCUUUUUUUUCUAAACUUCUUUCAUCAUCAUCGCCGUUCUUCGGUAACAAACUUAAUCUUCGUUGCAGCUCGCUCGCAUCUAACUAGUUACUCACAAUAUCUCGAUCAUUCAUUACAUCAUCACCAUCUUAUGUAUAUGUAUCGACCAAGAGAUCUACCUGCGUAGUGAUUCGGGUAGCUAGCUAUUCGCUAUGGCCGUGUCCCGAGAUACAUACAACCAAAGGUCGCUCGGCCCCUCGCUGCACGCGAAUGUCAAGCAGGCUCGAGUCCUAAUGGUUGGUGCGGGUGGGAUCGGUUGCGAACUGUUAAAAGAUCUCGUCAAAACUGGAUUUGGUGUGAUUCACAUCGUCGACCUCGACACGAUCGAUUUAAGCAAUCUGAACCGACAGUUCCUCUUUCGACAAGAGCAUAUUGGCAAAUCGAAAGCCUUGGUCGCCAAGGAGAUAGCGUCGGCAUUCAACCCCCAAGUCGAGAUUGUCGCGCACCAUGGCAACAUCAAAGAUGCACAAUUUCACGCCGAAUGGUUCCGAGGUUUCAAACUGGUAUUCAAUGCGCUGGAUAACCUCGAGGCGCGACGACACGUGAACCGAAUGUGCCUGGCAGCCGACGUCCCCCUAAUUGAGAGUGGAACGACUGGUUUCAACGGUCAGGUCCAAGUCAUUAAGAAGGGUGUUACGGCCUGUUAUGAUUGCACCACCAAGGAGACGCCCAAGACUUUCCCUGUAUGCACGAUCCGAAGUACACCUAGCCAACCUAUUCAUUGCAUAGUCUGGAGCAAAAGCUACCUUCUGAACGAAAUAUUCGGUACGAGCGAGGAUCAGGCUACUCUAGAUGUUUCCGAGAACGAAGAUAAUGCGAGUGAAAUUGCUGAACUUAAGAAAGAGGCUGAAGCGCUGAGAAAGAUAAGGGAAUCAGUUGGAACAGAACAAUUUGCGCAGAUGCUAUUUGACAAGGUCUUCAAUGCGGAUAUUGCUCGCUUACGUUCUAUGAAGGAUAUGUGGAAGUCGAGAGCACCACCUAAGCCUCUUGAAUACAAAGCGUUGCUGGCCCAAGCGUCCAACGCCCUUGCAUCGAAGGACGAGGUCCUUAGAGACGGGCAGCGAAUAUGGAGUUUAGAAGAGAACCUAGUGGUUUUCAAUGACAGUCUAGACCGCCUAAGUAAGCGUAUGUUGAAGCUGACAGCUGCGCGAGGGGAGGAUAUGCCCAAACCUACUAUCACAUUUGACAAAGACGAUGAUGACACACUUGACUUUGUCGCUGCAAGUGCAAACAUUCGAUCCCAUAUCUUUGGAAUUGAAGACAAAUCCCGUUUCGAUAUUAAGCAAAUGGCUGGCAAUAUUAUACCGGCUAUUGCAACCACUAAUGCAAUCGUAGCUGGGCUUUGUGUUCUCCAGGCCUUCAAAGUUCUCCGAGGAGAAUAUGACAAAGCACGAGAGGUCUUCUUGACGCCAUUCGCGCCCCAAAGAUUACUAGGAGUGGAUAGCCCUCGACCUCCAAACCCAACUUGCCCUGUCUGUAGUGCCUACAAUACUAGCGUGUCUAUUGAUCUAUCAAGAGCUACGCUUAAAGAUCUGGUAGAUGAUAUUGUUAAGUUACGGUUGGGUUACGGCGAAAAGGAGUUCGCGGUUAACAGCAGUGCUGGUCUACUUUACGACCCGGACGAGACGGAAAAUCUUGAUAAGCACCUUGAUGAACUUGGUAUCAAGCACAACGACUUCGUAACAAUUGUUGAUGAAGAUGAUGAAGACCCUUUUAUUAACGUCGUUAUCAACAUCCAAGAAGCCACACUUCCCGAUAAGCCUAUUCAAGGCCUCGAGACUAGUCAAGUGCCAACCAUCCCUCGCAAGCCGAAGAAACAACUCCCCGUAGAGAGCAAUGGCAACGGAGUUAGCCAGAUCAACGGCAAACGUGCUAUCGACGGGGAACCGCCAGCCAAGGACCCUAAGAAACGUCUUAGAACAGAUGAUGACGGCCCAAUUCCAGCAGCCAAGAAGUCGAAGAACGACGAUAUAGUUAUUAUUGAUGACGAUGUUGGCACCGGAGCCAUCGAGAUCAUUGAUGAUUGACCGAUUGACGAGUUUGUAUUGCACCAAUCGAACUUCACAGACUUCACGUUGCGCUUAAACCCCCAUCGAUAUUGAGGACGCAAUUGUGUGCGUAGCUAUUUUUUGCUAGGAAUAAUGCGGCGUCUGCGACUUCGUCGACCAAACCUAGACGUCCCAUGGGGAUCAAAGUAGAGAGCUCGCCGUUCUUGUCCAUGCCUACAUCGAACUCUGUAUAUUAGUAAUUGUGUACUUUGUAGGAAGGGGAACGGAGUGGUUCGCUGGUUAGGAGUAAGUUUUAGGACGGAUAGGGAAAAAAACGAAACGCCAUAGGGGGGGGGGGGGGGGGUAAGAUAUCAUUACCUUCGGUCAUCUCGGUCUGGAUAU